Trifolium pratense (red clover) is the source of this 2914-nucleotide messenger RNA. Its product is annotated as putative pentatricopeptide repeat-containing protein At1g12700, mitochondrial. The record is from RefSeq and is a predicted model, not a curated record. The transcript has 2 exons. Bases 1 to 1674 code for a protein of 557 amino acids. Gene Ontology annotation, molecular function: protein binding. Lineage: Eukaryota; Viridiplantae; Streptophyta; Magnoliopsida; Fabales; Fabaceae.
AUGUCGUAUGUUGCUUCUUCUCCUAAUUUUCAAAAACUCCAAAACCCUAAAUUCAUUCGCUUCUUCUCCUCUUCACCUAAAAGCCUAUACUCUCAAUUCCACAACCAAAAUAAAGACGAACAAAAUCUCGUUUGCUUAUUCAAUCAAUUGCUACUUCAAAACAAUCCAUCCAUCUUCCGAUUUAACAAAAUUUUAGGUUCCUUUGUUAAGCUAAAUCAAUACUCCACUGUUGUUUCACUUCAUCGACAGAUGGAAUUAAAUGGAAUUUCCUCAGAUUUUGUCACUUCCAACAUAUUGAUCAAUUGUUUUUCACAAUUAGGUCAAAUCUCUCUUUCCUUUUCUGUAUUUGCCAACAUUCUCAAAAAGGGUUUUCAUCCAGAUGCCAUAACCUUUAAUACACUCAUCAAGGGUCUCUGUCUCAAAGGUCAGAUCCAUAAAGCAUUCAACUUUCAUGAUAAGGUCGUAGCGCAGGGAUUCCGGUUAGAUCAAGUUAGUUAUGGGACCUUGAUCAAUGGGUUAUGUAAACUUGGACAAACAAGAACAGCCCUACAACUGCUGAGACGAGUUGAUGAGAAACUGCUUCAACCUACUGUGGUAAUGUACAAUGCAAUUAUUGAUAGUAUGUGCAAGGAUAAACUUGUUAAUCAUGCUUUUCAUUUAUAUUCUGAAAUGAUUGCUAAGAGAAUUUCUCCUGAUGUUUUCACUUACAAUACUUUAAUUAAUGGCUUUUGCAUCGUGGGUAGGUUAAAACAAGCAAUUCAUUUGUUUAAUAAAAUGAUAUCGGAAAACAUCAACCAUAAUAUUUAUACCUUUAAUACGUUGGUUGAUGCAUUUUGUAAGGAAGGAAAAGUGAAAGAAGCUAAAAAUGUGUUUGCUAUCAUGAUCAGAAAAGGUGUUAAACCUGAUAUUGUUACUUAUAACUCUUUAAUGGAUGGAUAUUGCUUACUUAAAGAAAUUAACAAGUCCAGUGGUAUAUUCAACACUAUGGCUCAGAUGGGAGUGGUUCCUGAUGUUCAAUGCUACAAUAUCAUGAUUAAUGGAUUUUGUAAGAUUAAAAUGGUAGAUGAAGCCAUGAAUCUCUUCAAUGAAAUGCUUUGUAGAAAAAUUAUUCCUGAUACGAUAACUUACAGUUCCCUUAUUGAUGGUUUGUGCAAAUCGGGAAGAAUCUCAUAUGCUUUGGAGCUUGUCGAUGAGAUGUAUGAUAGAGGUCAACCACCUGAUAUAAUUACUUACAAUUCUAUAUUGGAUGCUUUGUGCAAAAACCACCAUGUUGACAAGGCAAUUGCUUUAUUAACAAAAAUUAAAGAUAUGGGUAUUCAACCAAACAUGUGCACAUAUAAUAUUCUUAUUGAUGGAUUGUGUAAAGGUGGAAGAUUGAAUGACGCUCAAAAGGUUUUUGAGGAUCUUCUGGUCAAAGGCUACAAUCUUGAUGUCUAUACAUAUACUGCUAUGAUCCAUGGGUUUUGUAAAAAUGGGUUUCUUGAUGAAGCAUUGGCCAUACUAUCAAAACUGAAAGACAAUAGUUGCAUUCCAAAUGCCGCAACGUAUGAAAUUAUUAUCCGUUCUCUAUUUGAUAACGAUGAAAAUGAUAAGGCGGAGAAACUUCUUCGUGAAAUGAUUUCAAGAGUUGCUUCACCCAAUGGAAAGAAGGGUUUUGUUAUCUCUUUUGGCUAAGUGUGUUUAUAUUUCCCGACUACUUGAUCGGCAUGUUCCAACUUGGAGAAAUUGGUAGGAUAUGAAAAUUAUUAAUGUCAUAAGAGUGUUGUUGGGUUCAAUUUGUACUAAUUGUAUUACACUUGCUCUAGCCAAUGUUUUUUUUAUCAACAAUAGCUAAUAUCUAGAAACUUUAUAUAGUCAAAAUUUCAUUUCAAUACAGAAGUAGAAUACAUGUGAUAUCUAAGGGAAUUGGAUCAUGGAUACAGGUCUAGAGACUGAAAGCAAACUUGUUAUGGCUUGGGAAAUAUAAUAUCUUGUUAUUCCUUGCAUUAUCAUGACCAAAGAAGUAACUAGUUAUGGCUUGGUUUGUGAGUUUAAUACUUGAAAUGAUUAUGUGUGUGGCUUGUAAUGAAAUUAUUAGCUGAAACGUUUCUCUGCAAUAUCUGUUUUGCUGCAAAAUUCUAAUGUCUGCACUUUUUGGACAGAAUUUAUUGUUCUUAAUUGGGCUUAAGAAGAUGUGUUGGUCGUAGGAAACUGGGUUAAUUAAGAUUUGUUCUGUUGAGCCUAUCUUAGGGAUACUAAAUUGAAUUGGGACAGAACAAGUAAGCUUAUUAUUAUUUUUCUUUUUAAUACUUAUACUUCUGCAUUAUAGUUCUAAUCUUACGAAGCUUAUCUGUUUUAGAAUGAUAAGCUUAAGGUUGAGUUUCUAAGACCUGAACUGUAAACAACAGACAUAAGUUUGGCUUUGCCCUUAAGCGAAGUAAGCUGAAAAUGACUUUAAUUGCUCUUGUGGUUACAUUAAAUUACUGUCUAAUGAGUAACUAAGGCCUCAUUGCAGCUGCAUAAUCUACUCAAAUAUGCAUUAAAGACUAAUAUUGAGAACUGGAAUGGUCUUCAAGUUGUUUGGUCACUAGGCUUAGAGUUUUAAACUUGCAUGCAGAAGGAGGGAGCAUGAUUCUAUUUUCUACAUAACUGCUGGUGCUGCAGUUUUGGAUGAUAAUUUAUCUUAAAUUUUGGUUUGGAGUUUUUUAAUAUUUUAGAAUGAUAUGGUUAGAAAAAAUAUUCCUAAUGUUGUAACGUACAGUUCCCUUAUUUUAGAAUUAUAUGGUUGGUUUAAACUGCUGCCACAUUCCUGCUUUUAGUAUAAAGCCAAGCCUAGUGGCUGUUACAGAGGUCAGGAACCUGUACGAAUAUUUCAGGGAUUUACAAAUGAAUUCAAAGUUAUACAAGUAGUUAUUUGAUGUUGUUUCUUGCAUUA